This is a messenger RNA of Phytophthora infestans T30-4, 2205 nucleotides long. RefSeq lists its product as uncharacterized. Gene Ontology annotation, molecular function: gamma-tubulin binding; microtubule minus-end binding. Lineage: Eukaryota; Oomycota; Peronosporomycetes; Peronosporales; Peronosporaceae. Gene Ontology annotation, biological process: spindle assembly; mitotic cell cycle; microtubule nucleation. The transcript is spliced from 8 exons. The coding region runs from base 1 to 2205 and encodes 734 amino acids. Gene Ontology annotation, cellular component: spindle pole; centrosome; gamma-tubulin complex. The record is from RefSeq and is a predicted model, not a curated record.
AUGGCGCCGGUGCCAGCCUGGACUCGCGAGUGGCGGCCGCUUGCCAGACAGCUCUGCGCCCAUAUUAGCGGCAAUAACCAGAACCAUGAAGAAGAGCAGUCUUCAUUCUCCAAAGAGGCGCUCUUCCUGCGUGCUGAUCGCGUCGUGGGGCAGCUGUACUCGCACCGAUUUGUGGACACUCUACCCCAGGAUGUCCAUGCUCAAGCCCAAGCGCUUGCUACCAAAUUCCGCGUUCAUUCGCUCGAGGAGCGAGCCGACAAACUGCUGCAGCUAGCUCCACAAUGCGAAUAUCAAGUGCUUAAGCUUUUGCUGGAGCUAGCGACGUCUCCGACAACUGCCACGGACCAAGAAGUGGCAGUGGAUCAAGACACUAAAAGCAGGUGGAAUACGGUGUUGCAACAGCAGCAACUUAAAAUCCAGCAGGAAAAACUGAUGCAGGAUCAACUGGUGGAGGAAUUGUUCCAGAUCUCCACCAAUGAUGAAUGGUAUCAAGCUUGGGAGGACAGUGACGAGGACGAGAGCGACUGGGACAUGAAUAGCGCAGAUGGAAGUGCAGUGGAGAGUGAACGAAGUGUAAAUGCUGGUCACCGUAACGCCAAGAGACCAACUGAAGCGUUAGAGGACGAGAAACUGAUGCCGUUUACGCUGGACCGGCCGUGGUUGCUGUGUGAAGCAGUGGAAACAGUAGUGCGAAUGAUUUUCGAGGCGUUGCAUGGAGUUGACUCGCUAUUGUUUGAGUUCCACCCAGUGAGACCUUCGCCGUCGAUCUUCAGUUUCGAUUUCCAGACGAAAAUGGUCAAACGGUCUCGAGAUUCAUUCAAUGUGGCAGUCGGACACCUCUCACCUUUGGCUUUACAGCAUAUACUGGACACUUUCACGCAAGCAGCGACCGAGCUGCAGACUCUUCGAGAUUUUGUCGGGUUUAUUCGCCGAGUACGGGAUCUGAGUGUGCAGCAUAGAUGCGUGACGCUGGAGGGCUUGGCUCAUGCAUUGUCGGAUUCGACUCCGUGGUCCGGAAUAACCCCACGACAGCCUACGUUACUGGGAAUUUACGGAGGAUUAAAGGAGACUUUCAAGAUGAUCUCGUGGCUCAAAGGCAUCCUGAUGGAGUGUUUUAGUGGUCUUUCGGAUCGACAUUGGCAUGAAGUGAAGCGUGCCGAGCAAGCGAAGUGUGUGCUUGAUUCACUGUAUCGUAUCAUGGAAGUGGAGUAUGUUGAAGGCAUAACAGCUGACGAAGCUGCUAGAAACUCAGGUCGCUUAGCACGAUGUGAUGUGCUGCUACAUUUAUUUACUGGAGCAUUGAGUCCGUACUUGGAUUUAAUUAACCGGAUGGUCUUUGAACGGGGUCACUUUGAGACGAUUCCUCUGGAUGGAGAGCUGUUCUUCGCAUCGACAAGUGCUGGAGCAUCUCCAGUACGCGAAAGCCGAAGAAACCGAAGCUUUCGAGAAGGACUGAUGCUGCUCGCUCCGUUUCAAGUGAAUCGAUCUCUAGUCCCGACGUUCCUGGAAUCGACGAUACCCUUGAUGGACGAGGCUUUGGCUAGUCGACAGCUGAAAAACCGGUUUUUGCAGCAACACACGGAACUGGAAACAAUGGGGUGCUGUCUUUCCUCCCAGCAAGUAUUGGUGGAGUGCGUGCCUUUCAACAGGAUUUUGGAGCGAUGUCUCACUAUACACCUCGAAGAGAAGUGUCGUAAACUUAAUGGCGAGAUCACUGAUAUCUUUCGAGAUAAACUGAACUACUUGGGGCACGUGGAAGCGCUUCGAAUGUUCGUCCUCAUGGAACAGCAAGACGUGUUUAACGUUUUCAGUGAAAGGUUAAUCGCGCACAUGCAAGAGAAUCCUAUCGCAUGGGCGGACAGUGAGGUAAUUAACUCGUUCCAUCAGAGUGCAGUGCAAGGAGUGUUCGAGGACAACUCGUUGUCAUCCUCCCAGAGGCAAAUUGGCGGUCGGUUGUCUGUUGGUGUCGACUUUAACCUGCUGGAUAGCGCUACAAGCAGCGCAAGAAUCGAUAUCGCUACACUGAAGUGUAUGCACUUCACAUUCGCUGCCCAGCAGCCACUUCGAGUGUUUUUUAGCGCGUCGAUCAUGCAGAAGUACUCGAGGCUUGGAGUUUUCCUCGUCCAAGUGAAAUCAGUGGAGUCCGCCCUGGUCAAGGUACGUGGCUUGCGGUGCGUCAUUGAGUACGCCGGAGUGACAGACUAA